Messenger RNA from Chara braunii, 1065 nucleotides. Lineage: Eukaryota; Viridiplantae; Streptophyta; Charophyceae; Charales; Characeae. The record is from the annotation of a GenBank genome assembly.
CACGAUCCCUCCUUGGGUGUGAAACUAGCAUUUUAAGGUCCGAGAGGAGGGAGGCAGCGAGAGGAGGGAGGGAGGCAGAGAGUGACAGAGAAAGGAGGGAGGGAGGGAGGGAGGGAGGGAGGGAGGGAGGGAAGGGGAGAGGGAGAGAGAUAGUAAAUGCUACUUUUUUGUCGUAGAGCCGUCAAGUGUAUCCUGCAAAGCGUGAAAGGAGGGAGGGAGAGAGGGAGGGAGGGAGGGAGGGAGGGAGGGAGGGAGGUAAGGGGAGAGGGAGGGAGAGGGAGGGAGAGGGAGAGGGAGAGGGGCACGGGUAUCGUGCAAAGCGUGGAAGAGGAAAGGAAGACCGUCAUGACGGCUGACUUCUCGGAUUCGCAGUGGAAGUGCGUGGACUCCAACAGCAUGCCUGAUACCUCAGUAGGCUUGAAAUGGACAACCCGUUUAGACGCGGAGUGGGUGUUUAUUCCAGGCGUGGACUGUCCCGGGAACGAUAUAGAGCGCAACCCCUCCCUUGUUGGGAAAGACAAGUUCCCCAAUCAACGACUGCAUGCGGAGGCUAUGGUGGAUCCUGUGUGUGUGGCUUUCAACACCGACGGGUGGUUCAAGUCCAAGCUGCUCCCCAAGAGCCAGUGGGUGAAAAUCACUGCGCCCAGUAGUGGGUACUUCACCCACGGCCUCUGGGUACGGAGAAGGGCGUUGGCAGAUCUCGAGUGGGUGCUGAUGCCUGGCAUGGAUUCACCGGACUUCGACAUCGUCCCACAAAUGAGCAAACGUGGAGAUGCACUGAGGGAACUAGCGGAGAACACAGGGGAAAUGUGUGUCGCCUACAACGAUGCAGGAUAUCUGAAAUACCAUGUGCGGCCAAGGUGGCAGUGGGCCAGAACUGCGGAGCUUAACCUGUGGGUGAGAAGGAGUGUUCUCGACAAGCUCCACCCGUAACUGUAUUUAUGUGUUCGUGUGCGUUGUUGUCUUCACUACGUGUGUGUGUGUGUGUGUGUGUGUGUGUGUGUGUGUGUGUGUGUGUGUGUGUGUGAGAGAGAGAGAGAGAGAGAGAGAGAGAGGGGGGGGGUC